AGUGACUCAGGUUCUCAGUGCUGACCUGCCUCAGUGGUCUUCAUUCGUUGGGACAUUGAUUUAUGGUCCUCACGAGCCUCAAGUGACACCGUGUGCUCUUCCCCCAAGGGCUGGUAGGCCAGCAAGGUGACAAUUAGAGAUUGGACAUGACCGCUGCUCUGCCCUGGGAGAGUGACACAUGUGUGUGACGGCCUCUCCUCAGCCCUUCUCAAAAUGUUUGUGCAGGAGCAGCCAUAAAUGCUGCUGUAUUGACCCGAAGAUGCAAUCCAAGGCGUUUGAGCCUAGGCCUUAUCUACAUCACCUUAUCAGGAGCCAGAGAGCGAGAUGCACCCCGGGAAGGGAGGGGACUGUGCCAGAGGGUUUGGCCUCGUCCCUUCUCUUCUGGCACGGGGAGGGACUGCGGGCAGAGCUGGGUAAUGAUUUGUCAUCGCGAGGACCGGGGUGUCUCUCCCUGCAGAGGAAACCUUGGCCGUGAUUGACAGUGGGGCUGUUUCUGCCACUUCCCUCGCUGUUGUCAAGUAAUAAUGAAGCUUUGUCAGUCCAUCAUGGACAUGGAUAUGCCAGAUUAUGUCGACUCCUUGGACUCCUCUUACACCAUGCUGGAAUUCGACAACCUCCGCGUGCUCCCCAACAACACCGAGGCCAUCGCGGCCGAGUCAGCAAACACCAACCUGCUCCCCAACGGGGUCAGCUCCCUGUGCUCCAUCUGUGGGGACCGAGCCACUGGCAAGCACUACGGGGCCUCCAGCUGUGAUGGCUGCAAAGGCUUCUUCAGGAGGAGCGUCCGCAAGAACCACGUCUACUCCUGCAGGUUCAACCGACAGUGUGUGAUAGACAAAGACAAGAGGAACCAGUGCAGGUACUGCAGGCUGAAGAAAUGCUUCAGAGCUGGCAUGAAGAAAGAAGCCGUGCAGAACGAGCGGGACAGGAUCAGCAUCCGCAGGAGCAGCUAUGAGGACAAUGGCUCUCUCUCCAUCAACAUCCUCACUCAGGCUGAGGCCAUGGCACAGCAGUAUUUAUCCCUGAGCCCCGUGCACAGCACAGACAUUGCCAUGAAGAAGAUUGCCACCAUCAACGACGUGUGUGAAUCCAUGAAACAGCAGCUCCUGGUGCUGGUGGAGUGGGCAAAAUACAUCCCAGCCUUUUGUGAGCUCCCCCUCGAUGACCAGGUUGCUUUGCUCAGAGCCCACGCAGGGGAACAUCUGCUCCUCGGGGUAGCCAAGAGGUCCAUACCAUACACUGACUUCCUGCUGCUGGGGAAUGAUUUCAUCAUCCCGAUGCACUGCCCAGAGCUGGAAAUCGCUCGUGUGGCCACCAGAAUCUUGGACGAGCUGGUGAAGCCCCUGCGGGACAUCCAGAUCGAUGACAACGAGUACGCCUGCCUGAAAGCCAUCAUCUUCUUUGACCCAGACUGCAAAGGCCUGAGCGAGCCGGGCAAGGUGAAGAACAUGCGCUUCCAGGUGCAGGUGAACCUGGAGGAUUACAUCAACGACCGCCAGUACGACUCGCGGGGCCGCUUCAGCGACAUCCUGCUGCUGCUGCCGCCGCUGCAGAGCAUCACCUGGCAGAUGAUCGAGCAGGUGCAGUUCGUCAAGCUCUUCGGCGUGGCCAGGAUCGACAGCUUGCUGCAGGAGAUGCUGCUGGGAGGAACCUCUGCUGAUCUCCAGUACCAGUCAGCACCUCCCAACCUCAACCUGGAACCACUGCCAGGACAUGUCCUGCAAAGCAACAUGACCUCUGUGAUCCACGCUGCUCCAGACCCAUCUCCUGAGACAUCCCUUCCAUCUCCCUCUGCCAGCACAGCCAGUGAAGACUAUAAACUAGGCUCUAGCGCAGGGCCCAGCUCCAUAGUGCAGCUGCUGCCUCAGCCAGUGAUGCCCAAGCAGGAGAUUUUAUAGGGAGAGGAGGAAGGAGGAGCUGGGAGCGCUGUGGGAUCCGUGCUGACAGUGAACCAGGCCCUUUCUCUUUGCAGAGGCCAAGCACAGCUCGCCCCUGCCCGGAGCUGCUCCCGCCCUUCCCCGCCCGUGAGCCCAGGGACAGGCAGAGCCUGCAGAGGAGCCUCGCCACGGAAUUCCCACCAUGGCACCCCCACGGCACAAGGAUUGGGGCUGGUGCCCUCCUCAGCAGGGCCGGGACUGGCAGCUCUUUGGGUUCUCAGUGUUUGUGACCAUUGCUCGUGACCCUGUCUCCAUCAAUCCCAGGGCCUUGCACAGCUCCUGGGAACCCUUUGUGCACACAGCCUGAAUUGGGAUCAAAAGGUCUAUUCCCAGCACAAAUUAAUUAAUUGCACUCCCAUUUCUCCUGUUGAGCUUUAGGAAAAAUAUCAUCUCAAUCUUUUCAAGGCCAAGGCCUUAUUCCACCCAGGGGGGCCUUGUCCCAAUAGGGCAGCCAACCCUUAAUGCUGUCCAGUUCUUUUUUAUGAACAGAAAUGCCAACAUUUUGCUAUUUUCCACAAUUUCCAGUAUAUCCAGAGUCCAUUUGUGAGCCAGUGGAUGGACACUACCUUGUGAGGAGAUCUAACACCAGACAGCAGCAACGAUCUCUGCCUCUCACCGUGGCUGCUGCUCUGGUAAACCCCAAAUCAAGGCUGACUUAUCCCCAACCCAGCUUGUUAUCUCCUGCAAACAUUUUUGGAAAAAGAAGCGCCCCAAAAUACCUUUUCCCAGUACAGAGAUGUGAUUUUUCUGUAGUUUUGUGUUUCUUUCUAAUGUCUGCAAUGUGGCCGUAAAUUAGCCAAGAAAAGGAACAGGCAAGCCUGUGAGCCACUUUACACAAAAAGUGUAAAAACAAGGUGUAAA
This is a messenger RNA of Motacilla alba alba, 2798 nucleotides long. RefSeq names its product hepatocyte nuclear factor 4-beta-like. The coding region runs from base 525 to 1898 and encodes 457 amino acids. The transcript has 10 exons. NCBI's taxonomy places the organism in Eukaryota, Metazoa, Chordata, Aves, Passeriformes, Motacillidae. Gene Ontology annotation, biological process: cell differentiation; anatomical structure development; positive regulation of transcription by RNA polymerase II. Gene Ontology annotation, cellular component: nucleus. Gene Ontology annotation, molecular function: nuclear receptor activity; RNA polymerase II cis-regulatory region sequence-specific DNA binding; zinc ion binding. The record is from RefSeq and is a predicted model, not a curated record.